Messenger RNA from Knipowitschia caucasica, 375 nucleotides. NCBI's taxonomy places the organism in Eukaryota, Metazoa, Chordata, Actinopteri, Gobiiformes, Gobiidae. The record is from the annotation of a GenBank genome assembly.
AUGAAGUUCACGGGCAUCAACUGGACCCUGGCUGUGGUCAUCACUUCUCUGUGGAGCAGCGGUGGAUCAGCCCACACAGAGUGUCACAUGAACCUCAGAGCCUUGUGCACGUUUGAGGGUAAGAACUAUGCUCUGGGUGAAACCUGGAUGGACAACAGCUGCAUGCAGUGCACCUGUCUGCACCCUGUGGGAGUGGGCUGCUGCGAGAUGGCUCAUCGGCCGGUGGACUUCCCUGCAUGGUGUGAGGUCCGGGUGGAGCCGCUCACAUGCAGAGUGUCUCUGGUUCAAACAGCAGAUCCACGUUUGCCCUGUGCCCCUGAAGAGCAGCAGGACCCCAGGCACGGCUCACUCCCACUGCAGCCGCUCAGAGAGUAG